Molecule: messenger RNA, 1662 nt
Organism: Akanthomyces muscarius
Lineage: Eukaryota; Fungi; Ascomycota; Sordariomycetes; Hypocreales; Cordycipitaceae
Exons: 5
Coding region: 1-1662 (553 amino acids)
Biological process (GO): phosphoenolpyruvate transmembrane import into Golgi lumen
Cellular component (GO): Golgi apparatus; endoplasmic reticulum
Molecular function (GO): antiporter activity; phosphoenolpyruvate transmembrane transporter activity
Source: RefSeq, a predicted model, not a curated record
AUGGCUCGACACGAGGCGUGCCACCACUCGAACUCACCUCUUCUCUCCUCCCAUUUUUUUUUGUUCUUGCCCCAUCUUGACCAACACGAGGAAACUCGCUCAUCCCGCCUUCGCACGGCCAGCAAACAGCCUGCGCCGCCACCGCCGUCGCCGCCGCCCUGCACAAUGGAAAAGUUUCCCGAAUUGGAUACGUCGCUAGGCGUGCGCUCGCCCAGUCCCUACAAGUCGCCAUCGGGGUACUCGAAUGGGAGCGCAUCCCUUUCGGAUCGCGGUGCCGCCUUUUCUUCCUCCAAGAGGGAAAACGGGCACCACCUCCCGCCGCCCGGUCUGGGCAUCUGGAAUAAUAACAACAAUCACAAUGGCGCCGCCCGCGGCCACACGCGGCAAAAGAGUCUGAGUGACGCGUUUCGCACGAUUCGCACUAGGAAUGGCAGCCUCAGCCAAAACGCUCACGAGAUUGCCGAUGCGCUCAAGGCGCCCGUAUCGCCCAAGCUCAUUAUACUCUGUAUAACAUGGUACAUGUCAUCCGCCCUCACCAACACCUCCUCGAAAUCGAUCCUCAACGCCUUCAACAUGCCUGCGACACUCACCCUGGUGCAGUUUGCAUUUGUCUCGACACUCUGCAUGGCCAUGGCGUGGCUCGCCACCAUCUUCCCCGUCCUCCGCGAAAAGAUUACCGCUCUCCAACAUCCCAUCCGACCCCCGACGCGCGACGUUAUCAUGACGACCCUGCCCCUCGCGGCAUUUCAGAUCUUCGGCCAUCUCCUCAGCUCGAGCGCCACUUCGCGCAUUCCCGUGUCGCUUGUUCACACAAUCAAGGGCCUGUCGCCUCUAUUUACAGUCCUGGCCUACCGAUUCAUUUACAACAUUCGCUAUCCGCAGGCGACCUACCUCUCUCUCAUACCUUUAACGCUUGGCGUCAUGCUGGCUUGCUCCGGAAAGCAUGGCUUCGGAGGACAGUUGCUUGGUGUAUUUCAAGCGUUCCUCGCCGCUAUUAUUUUUGUCACGCAAAAUAUCUUCUCCAAGAAAUUAUUCAACGAGGCAGCCAAGGUCGAGAACGGCGUCGUUGGUGCCAAUUCUAAGAAGCUUGACAAGCUCAACCUGCUCUGCUACUCGUCUGGCAUGGCCUUUUUGCUCACCUUGCCGAUUUGGUUCUUCGCAGAGGGCAUCACGCUGCUGCGCGACGUUCUGCAAGACGGCGCGGUCGAGUUGAGUAACAAGCCCAACGCCUUUGACCACGGUCGCCUGACGGUCGAGUUCAUCUUCAACGGCGUCUUCCACUUUGGCCAGAACAUCCUCGCCUUUGUCCUCCUCUCGAUGGUGUCGCCGGUCACGUACUCCGUGGCCAGCCUGCUGAAGCGCGUCUUCGUCAUCGUGCUCGCCAUCCUCUGGUUCCGCAGCCCCAUGAGCCCGGUGCAGGGUCUUGGCAUCGCGCUGACCAUCCUUGGCCUCUACCUGUACGACCGCACGAGCGAGAGCAACAAGGCCGACCGCAAGGCCCAGGCCAUGACGCAGUCCCGCGCCGGAACGCCGCUACUGCCCAUCAACGAGGUCGCGAGCCGCAGCCGAAACGGCUUCAUCCCCACGCCGUCGCGCCCCAUUUCACAGGGUUACGGAUACUUUGGCCCAAGUGCUGGCGACUCCAAGAGAUCCGAUGACUAA